This is a messenger RNA of Linepithema humile (Argentine ant), 1113 nucleotides long. The record is from RefSeq and is a predicted model, not a curated record. Lineage: Eukaryota; Metazoa; Arthropoda; Insecta; Hymenoptera; Formicidae.
CGUACAGGAAGAUGAGCUGCCGUUGGUUUGGCGCAUGUUUUGGCUACUUUUCCCGCAAAACUUGGACCAACUUUUUAAGCUGCACACUGUAACAAUCUGAAAGUCGUCGAACAAUUUUUCAACGGAUUAUACCGAGAUUUGCUCUCCGGAAAGUUAGAGUAACAAUGGAUUACAGCGCCAAGUAUCUGAUGUUUUUAGCGUUCUGCCUGGUAUUGUCGGAGUACGAAGCGGAUGAUAAGUACCAAACGAUUCUUUCGAGAAAACGACGCUACGUCGUUUUUCCUGAAGGUUCUACGUUUUCUAUCGCUCUCUGCAUGACCGUGCACACCCUGACCCCGGACAACAUUUUCACAGAGGGUCUUAACUGGGGUAUUUCCUACGACCUGCCCAACGAGAGCAAGCCCGCGUUGGAGCCUUUCUUGCAGCUGAGAAACGAUAAACUGAAAACCGGCAACAAGAAGAAUGCGUACAAUUCCAUUGCAGUCGCUAAUACAAACAACGCCUUAAAAUAUUCAGGAUGGAAUGACAACAUCAGACAUCACUUCGCACCCGUUAGAAAGAAGUAUCCCAAAUCGGAAUACUAUUACUUGCAAAGGAGACAUCGGAGGGACCUUUACAACAAACUGGAGGUCAUCAUGAAUGCGAUGGGUUUUGAUGGCAGGACAUGUAUUCUACGUGCGCUUUGCGAAGCAUCUCAACGAUUAAUGCCGAAAGGAAACACUCUAAUAGAGGAAAUGAUGAGAAUAUCAUUCUCACUUCCGUUAAAGAAAGUGUUCUCCUUCGAGCCGCAGGAGCAUCACACGUACACUCGGGCACAUAAAGCCGGCUACGAAGGCAAGGACUGCGUCACCAUGUUUCCCGGAUGCAGUUUCUCCCUCAUCGACUUGGCCCUCGGGAGAUAUAACGCACCUCCAUCCGACCACCCCGGGAAUCCUGCGGACUACACCGGAACUUUUGGCACGGAGGAUGAACCUUCCACGAAUUGGCCGAGGUACAACAUGAAGUAACGCGAUGCAUGCAAACAGUAACCUGAUUUCGACGGCGCGACAUGACCUUACCGAUGUCGAUAAUUUCGCCCGCGCAUAUAAAAUAAAUGAUCACAAUACACAUAUA